GGGGGGGUUGGGGGGGGGUCGGAACGAUGGAGCGAGCAUGAUGAGAGAACGGCGGAGGGGCGCAGGGAGACAUGCACUGGCCGCGGAUCUUCUCUGCCCUCUGCCUGUUGGCUGCCUGGGACUAUGUGACCAGCCAGAUGCACGGCACGCUGGGAUUGCCGCAAGGAGUGGCGGCAGGAGACGGGCGAGGCCAGGGCCAAAGCGACGCGUUUGAUUGGUUGCUCACGGACCGCGGGCCAUUCCACGAAGCAGAGGAGUACAAAGACUUUCUCAAGAAAUAUAGCGAGGGCUACACCGUCCGAUACAAAAUCUACAGGGAAUUUGCUCGCUGGAAAGUGAGUAAUAUCGCGGUGGAGUCACGGGCGGAGUUCCCCCACGCACCUUUGCCCCUCUCCCCGGAGUUCAUGCGCAGCGUGAGGCAACUGGGUCGCCGGCCAACUCAGCAGCAGCUCCUGGAUAACUUCAUUCGAAAAUACGGCACGCAUUAUGUCGUCUCGGGCAAGCUCGGGGGCGAGGAGAAGCUGACGAUACUGGUGGACCUGGCGCGGCUCGGGGGACGUCCAGACAACGGCUCUGUGCAGGGACUGGAAGCCAUCCAGCAGCUUGCCGCAUCCUACUUCAUCAACCGCGAGAGCACGCUGCGUCGCCUGCACGAGAUCCAGAUCACCGGCUGGGCCGUGCAGGUAACAGAGACGCGCAAGGGCCCCCUUGGGUGCAGCAGCUACGAAAACCUGGACUUGGUCAGCUCCGUCCUCAUCCACAGCACGGAGAAUAAGAUCCAACUGCAAGGACUGCAGACGAUCCUGCCCGACUACAUUCGCGAGCGCUUUGUACGCGCGGCCCUCGGCUACCUGCUGUGCAAUGCCGAGGGGGAAUACAGAUGCCACGGUGGCGAAUGCGCCUGCCUCUGCCUGCCCAAGUUCCUCAACUGUAAUUGCCCGGAAUCUGACAUCGCCACGCUGGAGAGCGCCAUUCGCAAGCUUGGGCAAGACCUGGAGCAGACCCAAGAGGACUUCACGCAAUCCGAGGAGUUCAAGGCGUUUGUGCGGCGGCUGCCUCCGGAGCACCUCUUGAACUCGUCGGUGGUGUUCCGCUUUUGGACACGGGACGACGCACUGCAGGCCCGCCUCGGGGUCGUGCGGGGCCGCCUGCAAGCCGUGAAGGCCAAGAUCAGUCGAGCCGUCCACCGCCUCUACAGCCUUAGCCGCCGCUGCCCCAUCAACCCGGCCAUCCGCCUGCCAGCAGAGCGGCCGCUGAGCUACUGGAUGAACCGCGUGCUGUCUGCGCUCUACUGCUCCGAGAACGGCCAGCUGGGCUCGUUCCACGAGGCCACGGGAACCUGCGCGUGCCCCAAGUCCUCGCUGGGCUCCGUGCUGAUGGGUGCACCGGCGGCGGCGACCUGCCAGCGGCCCCUCGGCUGCACUGUGGGGGCCGCCGGCGCCUGCGCCGUGUGCCCGACCAGGGACCAGCAGAGGCCGCAGCAGCCGCAGAGGUGCGUGGCCUGCAACCCGGGCUACGCGCUCACGUCGCAGGGCCGCUGCGAGCCGACGAUGGCCGACCCCGACCUCCUGGAGCGCCUCGUGAGCUUCGAGGCGCCCGAGUUGGACCUUCACGACGACGAGCUCCACGGCCUGCUGGCGCGGCGCGACCACCGGCUCGUGGUGCCCGCCAACUUCGUCAGCAACGACAUGCGCCUGGGCAGCUGGUUCGACCCGGCGUUCCGAAAGCGCAUGCUGGUCACCCUCAAGAGCAACAAGCUGAAGCCCAACGCGGUGCACAUGCUGCUGGGAAUCGCCCUGCAACUCUGCCAGACCAAGAACAGCACCCUCGAGCCGCUCAUGGCGAUAUACGUCAACCCCUUCGGCGGCAGCCACACGGAGAGCUGGCACAUGCCGGUGGGCGAGGAGUCCUCCGCGCUGGCGGGGACCGUCAGCGUGGAGGACGAAGCGGAAGAGGCGGCGGAGGAGGAGGAGGAGGAGGAGGAGGAGGAGGAGGAAAUCGGCGCCAGAAACGCCGCGUACGGCAAAGCGGCCACGCCGGGCUCGCGCUACCCGAGCUGGGAGAUCGUGAGGCUGGACAGCCCCGGCGCGCAGUGCUACAACUACAGCAUCAUGCUGGGCGCCGAGCGGAGGACCCUCUUCGAGACGGUGCACGUGUACCUGCGCAGCCAGCAGCGCAACGACACUGAGCAGCAGCAGCAGCAGCAGCAGCAGCCUCCCGCCGAGCCGCCGGCCGAUGCCCGCGGCCACGGCCACAUGAAGGUGAACGGCGUGCAGGCGUUCGGCUACAGCACGCACUUCGACGCCGACGCCAUGCGCGACAUGGUGCGGCGGGUGGACCGGCAGGCCGCGGUGGCGGCGGCCGCCGCUGCCGCCGCCGCGGCUUCGUCGCCGGGGUCGGCCGCGAGAUCGGCGCCGUCGCUGCUCCUGCAGCAGGUGGGGUCGUCGGCGGAGCGGGAACGGACCAGGGAGGCCCUGCAGCUGUUGCUGGAGGCGCGCGACCGCGUGAAUCGCUACGCGCCCCUGAGUCAAGAGGCCGACCGACCCCGCCUCGACCUUUUCUCCUGCCUCCUGCGCCACAGGCUGCGCCUCAGCCUGGGCGAGGUGGGGCGCGUGGGGGCGGCCCUGCAGGCGUACAGCGCGGGGCUGCCCGGCUAUGCGGGCUACAAGACGUCGCCUCUGUGCUGAGGCGACGCGCCGACGCCGUUUCGUUACAGCCUACUGUUGCGGUGAAUUUCAUCGUGCACCCAACGAGAAUGACUGGAAAACAAAAAAAGAAAGGACUUCAGCUGUUGUUUCCUUUUUUUAUUCGGAAAUGUCAGUGGCCUCUGGUUUUGUUUUUUGCUUUUGCAAACCGAGACAAACGUAUGAAUUUGGGAAGUGAUUGGUACAAGUCUGUAGCCAUACCUUGUCGUGCUUGUGACAUGACUGGCUGAUUUAAUGAAUUUGGGUGGGGAGAUGGGGGGGAUGAUUAUAAUAAUUUGUUUGUCAGGGAUUGGUCCCUACAAGUUAAUAAUCUUUCGAGUAGCACACAGAAAGCAAGUGCUUUGUUUUUAUUGGGUUUGUUUUGUCAUGUGUUUUGUGCAAUCAUGUACAGAUCUUAAGAAUGUUUACAGGGGGCUUAUAAAUGCUUCAGUUUUUAUUGUGUAAGUGUGCGACCAGCCUAAUAGAGGAGGCUACCCUAAUUUUACUCAAGCAUACACCACAUUAAACAGACUGUCCAUAUUUAUGAUACACGCAGAACUACAGACUACUUUUAAAUGCAUUUAGUCCAUCGGAAACAAUAACUUAUUUAUACAAAGAUACAUUUUGAGUUUUUUUUGCAGAUGCUAUUCACUUCUUCUUUUUCAUCCAAUUUUUUAGUUUCUCUUCGCUAAUAUCCAAAUUGCAUUUUGACGCAGAAAUAAACAUACUCCAAACAUAAAUCAACACGUUUAGACUGUAGGAUAAUUUGUGCUUAAGAUGCGUUGUUUUUUUGGAAGUAUUUGCGUGAAUUUGUACGUGCGCAUUUGAGGAAAGAAACACUUUAGAAAACGCAAUAGUUAAGAGGAACCUCUAUCGCGCAUCAUCUCGCAUUUAUUGAGGACCCAGUGUGCUUGGUGCUUCUAGCUGUGUGCAAUCAGUUGAGCUUUUUGGGGUCAAAUCAAGACCAUUUUUGGCAUUUGUGUAAUGAAUGUUGUAACAGCAUAUUCUGCUCUAUAAAUUGUCUGACAAAGCUGGAUGCUCUUCUGUGGCGGGAUAUCAAACAGGACCAAGUCCGCUCCUGUCAAAAAUAUCUGAAUGCAUAAUUGAGCAAUGCACCAAGUUUAAAUGAUUAAUGACAACAAUCAAAUUAUGUGUUCUUUUCAGUCGUAUAUCGAAGCCGUAAGGGAUCGUUUGUGUAAGUGGGUCACCCCUAGGCGUCCAUUAUACAUUUAAAGUUGUGAGGAGAAAAAGAGAGAGAAAAAUUCAGACAAAUGAUUAAUAAUUGCAAUUAAAUGUCAAAGCUGAGCACAGAACUGAAAAUGAAAAUUGAUUUCUCAUUUGAUAAAAAUGUUUCCGGCUCUCUUUGAGAUGCGCCUUAGAGUCGUUACCGCAUGCUGUUCAGCAUGAUAUCCGACAUUGCGCUGCACGUGCUGGGAGCUUCUUCAGGAACUGAAAUCCGAUGUUUUAUUCCAAUGUACUGGGAGCUUCUUCGGGAACAUAGUCAGGAACUGAAUAUUCAGUUCAGGUGUGCGUCUGCUGUAAGGCAACAACGUCAAUGUCUGUUUUCCUCAGGUUUCUGGCCAGGAAGUCACAUUUAGGUCUUGAUAGUCCUUGGAUGUUGAGUUGGUUCACUAAAAGACUUCAUCAAAUCGGUCCCUGGCUCGUGAAAGGGACCCUUUUUGGCAUUCAGCUCUCCUGGCCAUAUCUGCAUUUUUAUUUGGAACGGCUAUUUCGCCUAGUGACGGUAUUAGUUGUCUUUGAGGUUAACACGUAAUCACGUCACAAGGUGGUGGGCUCUGAUAAAAGGCUGCCAUCUCCCUUCACCGGAGGAAUCGCAAAAGCGUCACAAAACCCUCUCCUAAAGUCCCCUUCGUGGCUAGCAGAGCUUCACAUUGGCAUUUAGCUCCCGAACAUAUUGCCAUCCUGCGCAAUAAUCGAAUAGAUUUCAGUCCACGAAGAACUCCCAGCACGGGGAAAUGUCGGACUUUGUGCCGAUCAAACACGUGGUGUGACUGGGAAACUCACCUGGGAGCCGUGCAGGACAACUGUUGAAACCUACGCCGUGAGUUGAUUUCCUUUCGUGAAGAACAUUUCACAACGAUUAAUGCAUCGCAACAGAGAGCUGAAUGUCAGUCGUGUUCUUGGAAUGUGCACAAAUAUCUGGAUGUCCAAAUAGUCACCUUCUGCUUCAACAACUGGCACACUCUUGGCUUUAGGAUUCAACCACGCCAACCUUCGAUGAGACAGCAUAGAACGUGUAAUGUACGGUACUUAUUAAUUUAUAGAAUGUUUGUAUAUUUAAAAAAAUAUUAAUGAAAAAAAGAAGCAUGGCGUUUCAUGUUCAACAAACACUGUUGUCGGAUGAUGGAUAAAUGGCUUCUAAUAAAAUAUUUAAACAAAACAA
Messenger RNA from Petromyzon marinus (sea lamprey), 5088 nucleotides. Its product is annotated as BMP/retinoic acid-inducible neural-specific protein 3-like. Gene Ontology annotation, cellular component: cytoplasm; neuronal cell body; dendrite. The record is from RefSeq and is a predicted model, not a curated record. Gene Ontology annotation, biological process: positive regulation of neuron differentiation; negative regulation of mitotic cell cycle; cellular response to retinoic acid. NCBI's taxonomy places the organism in Eukaryota, Metazoa, Chordata, Hyperoartia, Petromyzontiformes, Petromyzontidae.